This is a messenger RNA of Penicillium riverlandense, 2757 nucleotides long. Its product is annotated as alpha-L-rhamnosidase. The record is from RefSeq and is a predicted model, not a curated record. Lineage: Eukaryota; Fungi; Ascomycota; Eurotiomycetes; Eurotiales; Aspergillaceae. Gene Ontology annotation, biological process: carbohydrate metabolic process. The transcript has a single exon. Bases 1 to 2757 code for a protein of 918 amino acids.
AUGGCCGCAAUUCAAAUCUCCUCAGUUACAUUCGAACACCACCCCACUGGAUUUGGGAUCAGCCAUGCCAGCCCUCGGAUCUCAUGGCGCUUCUCUUGCAGACACGAUGACCUCAAGGAAUGGGUGCAAGAUUCUUAUGAGAUCCAGAUCGGUCGACAAAACAACACCGUUGUUGAAACAUACCACGUACAAAGCCCGUCCUCUGUUCUAGUCCCUUGGCCCAGUCAUUGUCUCUCGUCUCGGGAACGUGCUUGGAUAAAGGUCAUGUCUCACGGAAAGGCUUCAAAUGCAGCAGGCAAGGUCAUAACAGCAAGCACGGAAUGGUCAAGCCCAGCGAUUAUUGAGGCAGCGCUUUUUGACAAUGAAGAUUGGAAAGCGAAUUUGACGACCUCAAUAAUUACGCCCAACAAGGACGAGACAAUGCGCCCUCUACUGUUCAGAAAAGUCUUUGGGCUACCGGGAGACUCAGGGCCGAUUUCGAAAGCUCGUCUUUAUAUCACCGCUCAUGGUGUUUACGAGACAUUUGUGAAUGGUCAUCGGAUCGGCAAUGAGGAGAUGGCACCUGGAUGGACUAGCUAUAACCAUCGGCUGCUCUAUCAGACUUUUGAUGUAACUGCAUCGCUUGUCACGGGAAACUCAAACGUGCUUGGUGUUGAAGUGGGGGAAGGAUGGUUCGCCGGUCGCUUAGGAAUGGACCAAAAGCGCCGUUUCUAUGGGGAUCGAUUGGCAUUUCUAGCACAGUUGGAAGUCAACUUUGAGUCUGGCCAGAAGGUUUUGGUGACCUCCGACAACACAUGGAAGUCCCACACAAGUGCAACAACUCGCAGUGAAAUUUACGAUGGCGAAGAUUACGACUCCCGCGAGGAGAGAUGGGGUUGGAAUGACAACGCAAAUCUGGACGAGAGUACCUGGAUGCCAACCCAGCUACUACCGUUCCCUCACGCCAGGCUUCUAGCUUCGGACUCUCCCCCCGUGCGGACCAUAGAAGAGCGAGCCCCUGUUCGAAUCUUCAUGUCCAAGUCUGGUAAGACUCUGCUGGACUUUGGCCAGAAUCUGGUUGGAAAACUGCGAGUUCGUCUCCCAGCAUCAGCUCUGGCAACAACGCCCAAUGGGCACGAAUUGUCAUUCAGCCACGCCGAAGUUCUUGAGCGUGACGAGCUUGGAACACGCCCUUUAAGAGGAGCCACCCCAGUCGACAAGGUUAUCCUGUCCCAUCGUCAGCCCUCAUUUUGGUCACCAAAGUUUACUUUCCAUGGAUUUCGUUACGUCCAAGUAGAUGGCUGGCCGAGCGAUACUGGAUUACCCAACCAUGGAGAUAUCGCGGCCCUUGUUUUACAUAGCGACAUGAGUCGUUCCGGAUGGUUUUCCUGCUCCGAUCCACUCAUCAACCAACUCCAUAAAAACGUCGUUUGGAGCAUGAAAGGAAAUUUCUUUUCCAUACCGACGGACUGUCCUCAGCGUGACGAGCGUUUAGGAUGGACUGGGGAUAUCCAGGUGUUCAGCCCAUCCGCAAACUUUCUAUUCAACACCAAUGGAUUUCUUGGAAGCUGGCUAGAAGAUGUUGCAGCCGAGCAACUGGAAGAUUGCGAGAACGGAGUGCCUGGGCUGGUGGUUCCAGAUGUUUUUGAUGAUCCUCCCCAUCCGCCAGGGCCACAGUCUGUCUGGCACGACGUUGCUGUCUUGACGCCAUGGGAUCUGUACAACAGCUCAGGUGAUAUCGAGAUCCUUCGCAGGCAAUAUACAAGUAUGAAAGCCUGGGUGGAUAAAGGAAUAAAGCGAGGACCAAAUGGUCUUUGGGAUCAAAAUAUUUGGCAAUUUGGCGAUUGGCUGGACCCUGCUGCUCCGCCGUCUGAGCCAGGAUUGGGCCUUACUGAUAGUCUUUACGUUGCUGAUGCUUACCUAGUUCGGGUACUAGGUAUCAUAACCAAGGUCAGCUCUCUUCUUGGGGAGACGGAAGACGCAUCUCGGUAUGCCAAAGACGCAUUGAGUACAAGAAAGGCCUUUCAACACGAAUAUGUUACACCGUCGGGCCUCCUUGUUAGCGAUACUCAAACAGCCCACUCACUUGCCCUGUCCUUUGGGCUAUUUGACAAGCAUGACCAUGUCAUAAAGUCUGCGAGCCGCCUCAGUCAUUUGGUCCACUUGGCUGAGUACCGAAUAGCGACUGGGUUUGCUGGAACUCCUUUAAUCACGCAUGCACUGUCAGACACAGGAAACUACCAACUGGCUUACCGCAUGCUUCAGGAGAAAGAAUGCCCAUCUUGGCUCUAUCCAAUUACAAUGGGUGCGACUACCAUCUGGGAGAGAUGGGAUAGCAUGCUCCCAGAUGGAUCCAUCAACCCAGGAGAUAUGACAAGUUUUAACCACUAUGCUUUGGGCUCUAUAGCCAAUUGGUUACACAAGAACGUUGGUGGAAUUAGCCCUUUGGAGCCUGGGUGGCGGACGAUUCAGGUGAGGCCAGUUCCAGGUGGAACGGUUAUGAACGCAAGUAUCACAUAUGAAAGCCCAUAUGGGCGCAUCGAAUGCUCGUGGAAUAUCAACGAGUCAGGCGACACAUUUGCUCUUACAGUCGUUAUUCCUCCCAACUCAGAAGCCAGGGUCAUUUUACCCUCUUUUUGGAUAAAAAGGGACCAGGAGGGAGAUGAAAGAAGCAUUCCGAUUGGCUCUGGGAAACAUCACUUUUCUUGCACCUACGAGCCUGCCGAAUGGCCUCCAAAGGCAGAGUUUGCGCGUUCGACAUUCCGAGUGAAAGUCUGA